Molecule: messenger RNA, 4480 nt
Organism: Puntigrus tetrazona (Sumatra barb)
Lineage: Eukaryota; Metazoa; Chordata; Actinopteri; Cypriniformes; Cyprinidae
Product: trypsin I-P1
Exons: 6
Coding region: 2966-3718 (250 amino acids)
Biological process (GO): proteolysis
Molecular function (GO): serine-type endopeptidase activity
Source: RefSeq, a predicted model, not a curated record
GUAAAUAUAGUAAGUAAAAUGUGUGUGUGUAUGCACAUAAUAAUAGUUUUUAAUUAUAUGCAUGUUUCUUUAACACAAUAUACAAUGCAAUACAAAUACAACAAUACAACACAAAAUAAUACAAUUGCAAAAAAAAAUCCCCAUUAGAUCUGGCUGCUGGGAAUUGUGGGAUUGGCCCAGACCUGGAGCAGGGAUCAUUAAAAAUGAAGAUGUGGAUGAAAUGUCGCGGUCAGCGUUAGGUCACUCUGACACAGCACAGUCUACGUCUCAUUUAUCGUGUCUCUUUCUCGCGGCUGGUCUCUUUUCUGCCGGGUGCUGACCGCUGCCAUGUGUUCUUCUGCUCUCUUGAUUCUAGCACAACCGAGCGAUUAGCCCUCUUCGUCACCCUCCUCAUCAUCGCUCUGGUUUCUGUGUUAGAUCUGCUUCUCCGAGCCCUGCAUGUUUGAUAGAGAGUUUGGGGGCCGUUCUGUUGUCAGCUUUGGCAUUUAUUAAUAACUGACCUCUUUAAUUGGAUCUUCCAUCCGUACAGUUUUCAUGUUAAUUAGGGCGACAGUGAAGUCACAGCACAGUGUUGGCACGAAUCAACUAAACGGCUCAGUCUUUUAUUUUAUAGAUUGUGUAGUUGGGUUAGCAAUAUAAUAAAGGGUUAUAGUCUUUUAUAGCGGUUUGAGAUGGGAAAAAAAGCAUGUGGAAUAAUUUAAUGUAGGUGGCGAACUAAACUGAAAGUUCAGUUUUAUUCGAUUUUUUUCACCGUUUAAAAAUUCUAACAUUUACUGGAGGUAACGAGCGACUAAAGCUGAUGACCUGUUUUAUUUUAUUUCAGUUUACUUUAGUUUUAUUAUUUAUUUUAUUUUAUUUGCGAAAUCACUCCAAACCUUUUUCAAAUUCUACCAAAUUAAGGCAUUUAAAUGAACAAACAGCUAAAGUUGAUCACAGGUUGAGAUUUUAUUAUAUUCGCAAAAUGACGUCACAAUUAUACGUAAUUGUGUGAAAAUAUUUUUACAUUCGUUAGAGACUAUAUAGUUGUGUUAAUAAUAUAAUAAAAUGUAUAGUCUUUUAAAGGAAAUAAAUCAUUUGGAAUAACUUUAGAUGACAAACUAAAUCAGAUGUUCUGUUUGUUUUUUAUUUUAUUUUAUUUACCGUUUAAAACCCUACAAAAUAUGGAAUUAUUUCAAAUGACAUUCACUGGAGAUAACAUCCAACUGAAGAUGAUGACAUUUUAUUUUAUUUUAUUUUAUUUUUUAAAUCAUUCCAGACCAUUUUAAAAUUGAAAUAAGUUCAAAUUGGACUAUUAUUUUACUACUUAUUUUAUUUUCAAAAUGGCUUUUAAAAUGACAUUUAAAUAGAAUGUGACAAACAACUAAAGAUGUUGGCUUAUUAUUUUAAUUUAUAUUGUUUUAUGUUUUUGUUUUAUUUUAAAGUUGUACAAAAUUAUGUGUAAUAACUUGUAAUAACAGUUUCACCUAUUUACUACUUUUUUUAAUACGGCGUUAUUUAAUUUUGAAUUUAAUCAACGUUUAUUACAUUUUUGCUCUUUAUUAAAACAUUGUAUAUAGUAAAAAAAAAGAAAAAAGUGUAGCAUUACACAUUAAAAAAUAUGACAAUAUUUCCUGUAUAAGAACCGCAUAAAUAAGUCAUUCGAUUAUAAGCAAACUUUUAAUACUGUUGUAUCGAAUUAACGAAAUCAGACAGUAUUGAGACACUGCCCAGACUACCUGAUUUUAUCUUCAUAUUCAGUAAAGCUCCUAUAAUAUCAGACUUUUCCCACGAGUGAUUCUAAACCUUUGUUUUUGAUAAAACUCCCACAGUCUGAGUGGGUGUGAGACGGAGGAUAAAAGGAAUGAAGACAAUAAUACGGCGCGAAGUGGGAUGUGGUUGCGGAGAAACGUGUGUUGUCAGACGAAACAAAGAAACAAAUAAAUCUAAUUCUUUUAGUUGAAUAUACAGAUAUAAAAAUAUAUCUGGGAAAUGUGUGCUCAUCCGUUGAUUAAACGUUAGAAAGGAACCAUUAUAUUCACUAUAUUCGAGUUACAGAUGUCACAAAAGCUUAAAUCCGAGAACCAUAUUUAUUGUCUAUCAUAAAUAGCAUUUACACAUGAAUAGAUAUUGGUCUGUUUCUAACAAAGUAUUUUAUUACACUGAAAGCAAAUACUUUAAAACAGGUAGGCAUUACCUAAUUAAAUUGUCCAUAAGCACAUUGCUUAUUAAAAACAGAUCUUAAUCGACUUUGCCUUGCCUUAGUGUCACAUUUUAUAUGAUAUGGAGAGUUCCUUUGCAAAAACAGUUUUUAACAAUUCGUGCAUUCAAAUGAAUCUGAAACUGCAGUUAGGUUCAAAACGACAACAACAAAACAGCUAACCAAACCAAAAACGUGAUUUUUGAAGACCUGCAUAUAUUGCUCGGACCUAGUGAGAAAUAAUUUACAGUAAAAGUGUGUCGCAUAGAGCUUUUAGCUCUAAAUCAUUAUCAACGUCAGAUUCUGGCUUUGAAUAAUUCCGUUUUUUUUUAUUAUUAUUAUAAAUCAGGACGGCAAACCAUCGGUCACGUGUAAUUUCGAAGAAAAUUAAGGAGGCAAAAUCAAAUCAAAUUUCCGAUCAUGUAACCCAAGCUUGCAAUAUUUUGAAACGCUGUUCACUUGACAACACCCACAGUGCUUGUGUUCAACGCUGCCAUUGAAACAAGUGAACAGGGUGUUGUUCCGAAUCUUCAGCACACAAUAAGUCAUAAAAAAAGCGUUGAAUCAGAUACGCACGACACUGAGGGACUUCAUCUUUGUCAGCUACUAGGUCAGUAUCUGUUAUACUGUGGGAUAGAUGUACAGUGUGUUGUUCGACGGACAACAGCAGGCCUGCAAAAGCACUGGACAUGGGAUAGGGUGUCGGUAUAAAAGUAGAGAAGUACCGAAAUCAGCAGUUGGAGGUCAUUCAAGGCUCGGGAGGUGAGGAAUUAUCACUGCGCUCGCGGAAUGGCUGAGUUAUUGUGGGUAUUUCUUGUGCUCGCUGUAACCGUCAAAGAUACACUGACACAAAGGAUCAUCGGAGGUCAAGAGGUCGUGCCUUACUCUAUCAAGUACCAGGCUUCUCUUCAGGUUAACAGGCAGCAUUAUUGUGGAGGAACCCUCAUUCAUCCUCAAUGGGUGUUGACUGCCGCCCACUGCUGGAGACCGGCCAGCGUGAUUCAGGUGGUGCUGAGCGAGCACAAUCUUGCUGUAGAAGAGGGAUUUGAGCAAGUGCUUAACGUGUCCAGAGUCUACAGUCACUUUGCCUACAAUCCAAAAACCUUUAACAACGACAUCUUGCUCGCUAAGCUCAUUGUUCCAGCCCAGAUUAACGCUUAUGUUCAACCGGCCACGCUGCCAACUAUAGACAGUCCUGAUUUAAAUGGAGGAGCCAGCUGCACCGUGAGUGGAUGGGGAGUGACUCGAAUAUACAACUUCUAUCUGUCACCGAUUCUGCGUGCGGUGGACGUGGAGAUCAUAGGCAACUGCCAAUACUACUACUACUAUAGAGUCAAUGACAACAUGAUCUGUGCUGGCUCUCGUUUCGGGGGAAAAGACGCCUGCCAGGGCGAUUCAGGUGGUCCUCUUGUUUGUGAUAGGACUUUAGAGGGCAUUGUAUCGUGGGGAAUCGGCUGUGCUCUUCCGUACUACCCCGGCGUCUACACGAGAGUGAGAAGCUACAGCCGCUGGAUCGACUGGAUCAUGAGCUCUGACAGCUGAGAUGCAGGUUUAACCGAACGCCGGAGGGCUUUCCUUCAAUCUGAAUUAAGAAAAAGGUGUAAUUUGACAAUAAAUCCUACUUCAAGUACUCACAUUUUUGCAUCCGGAGUCUCAAUAAUUAUAGAUGAACAUUCUGAAAAGCAUGAAAUACUUACAUUAACUGUAUUUCACCUUAUGUUCAUACUCUAUAUAAGGCUUUUGCACUAAUGCUUGAAAUUAGUUUUGAAGAAAAAAUAUAAAUUGUGUCAAUAUACUAAUUUCUAUAGAAAACUGUAUUCUGUUUAGUUUUUCUAAAUGUUGUAACAGAGAGAAACAUCCUUCAGUGUGAUUUAAAAAGCAUUGCAGGAUGCAUCUGUUUAACAAAAUGACCUGGAAGGAAUCUAGCUGUCAAUAAGAUUGAUGGAACUGUCACAGUUUCGUUUUUAAAUACAUAAAGUUUACAACAAGCUACAAUUUGCCUCUUUAUUGCAUUCAUAUACUCAUACAAGUCUCUGAACUCUGGACUGAUCUUUACCUUAAUUCUGUGCAUUGCCUCAAUUAAAUAUUGAAAAUAAAAAUGAAUGUUUAAACCACAUUUAGGUAAGUGAAAAUGUUUUGUUCGUUGUGCUGGCAGUGCUUUGUCUAAUGAUUGUCAGAACGCAGCAAUGCACAAUCCUGUUCGUGGAAUUUCACACGUUGUCGUCUGAAUGAAUUAUUAAGUAAAUGCGAAUUUUGACAUUGCUGCACUAAAUUACUCCAUGCUAAGUGUCAAAGAGGCAUUGC